Pocillopora meandrina is the source of this 18014-nucleotide messenger RNA. The record is from the annotation of a GenBank genome assembly. Lineage: Eukaryota; Metazoa; Cnidaria; Anthozoa; Scleractinia; Pocilloporidae.
AUGGAGGACAUGUCAAUGGUUCAGACACUGAGGAUUUGGAAAGAUGGCGUGACUUUCAUGGAAGAAGGGAACUUUCAAGAUGCGCUUAUGAACUUUAUGGCCUUAGAAGGGAGAACAGAUUCUUCUCAGCAUCUUAUCACUUCAGGAAGAAAUCUGUUCAACAUUGGACAAACGUACUUAGCUCUUGGAAGAAUGGAUAUGGCAGCAAAGGUACUUUUGGGUUUAUUGAAUAGAUAUCUCGACUUCCUCAGUCUAGGUGUUAAAUACCUAUAGUUUUAAGAAGUUUUCAUUUACUUUAGGUAAAUAACUGAUGAUCGUGACUUGGUCAAUGAGCCAGUAUAACUAAUCUUGAAAUUCUCCCUGUUCCUGUCACGCAAAUUACAACCAUGAUUUUGCUGCCCUUUGAAGCAAAAUAUUUGUUUUAAAGAGUUGAAAAUUUUUAUGCUGAUUUUCCAAAAUGUGCGACAUGUUUUCAAUAUUAUGUGCAAAUAUUGUUUAUUAUACAUUGAUAUAUUUGUUUUAUAAAUUAUAUUGUAAUAAAUGAAGUUUUGCUGAGUAAGCGGGGUCAAACAAGUUGUCCUCUUUUAGACUGUACUUGCUUGUAGUGAGGUGUACGCGCGGAUGAAUUCAUGGAUAUUAGCGUAAUAGUCGUUAAUAAUAACCAAAAACAAUUUUGAAAUAAGAUCCAGUAGGAGAUUCUCUAGUAGAGAUAAAUCGAUACCACGGGAGAUGAUUUUGAUCUUUGUAUUAUACGACCACAGAUUGUUCCAUUAACUUAAUGUUGCACCGUUGCACUUUGCAUGACUGACUUCUUCCUAAGGGACCUUCUUGGACUACAAGGCGCUAAAAUAAUCAGGAUUGAAUGUUUUUGAUAUUACACUCAUAUACCUUUAAAAGAAUGUUUAGUGUCUGCUCCAAAUUAUUGCAGUGAUAGGCAUUCUUCAUAAAGAAUUGUUAGGGAAGGCAAUCAGAAUUUGCUAAGGGCAGACUGGAAUGGAAAUUAGACAUGCAUGUGACCAAUUAUGUGAACAGAUGAAAUUCUCUCAUUAGUAAAUUAUACAACUAGUCUUUCUCCAAGUGUUUCUCCUUUAUCAGUAAUCAUUCUACAUGACUCUUAACUCCUUAAUUAACAAUUUUCAACAGCUUUUAGCAACUGGCUUUCAGUAGUUAUCUAUGCAAACUAUAACAUGUCUAUCAGCAAAUUCUUCUCACCAUAUUGAUGUAAUUAUUUGCUAUCCUUGACUAAUCACCCCAUUCAAGGUUUCAGGGAAAUCUGGAGGUUUUCAGGAAUUAAAAAAAAUUCAUUGGUCAUGUAUAUUUCAGGACAGUUACCAUCCACUGGUUUAUAAACUCAUGAAUCACACUUGUCUUUCUGUAAAAUUUUUGCUUUAAAUAAUGAGUUUGGCUUAAUCACAUGUACAAAUCAACCUUUUGCUACCCUCUCAGGUGGCCAUGAUAUUGAAAUUUUUACAAACAUGAUACAACCUGAUGUAAAAUUAAAUCCCAUUACUUCUACCAAAUGAGACAUUAAAUAAAUUUGAACAUGUCUCCAAUUUUACUGUCAAAGGAAACAUUUCCUUAAAAUUAUUUAUAAGAAAUGUAAAGCACAUCAUGUACAUUUUACCACCGAGGUGCAAAACAAAACAAAAAAACUUAACAGGGCUGAGUGGUUUAGAUGUAUCACAUUACACUGUAGAUGCAGAAGAAAUUGUUUUCACAUCACCAAAAAAAAAUGCUCACUUUCCAGAUCUAGGAAGUGUGUUCUUCACCAUUUCUUUUACCAAGGGAAUUAAAACCAAAAAAAAAAUCUUGCACGAAGAAUUCAAUCUGCUGGAAGCAUGCAACCAACAUAUACUGUCUCUGUGAAACCCACCCAAUAAGGUUUAUUCACUGUUUUAUUCAUUGAAAUUGUUCAGGUGCAGUAAUAAAUGAUGAUACUGUUCAUUUAUUUAAUGAUAUUCCUUUUCUUGUGAAGGCUUUCGAGGAGUCUGUAGAAAAAGACAAAAUGAUGGCAGUUGCUCAUUUUAUGUUGGGGAACAUCAAUUUGUCUUUGGACAGGUAAUAUCAUAAGAUACUUAAGGAAAUUCAUGAAAUACUUUUACUGCAUUGAUUUCAUAGUAGUGUAAUUGAUUAUAACGAGGGUAGAAUAGAGCAAAAAAUGAUGUAAGUUCUGGUAGGUUUUGUCAAAUGAUGCUGGAAUAAAUCAAAGUAGCCUGCAUGUACAGGAAGAUCUGACAUUCAAAUUGUAUUUUGAUAGUUAUCCUUAAUUAUGGAAACUUUUCCUUUCAUUUGUACUACAAUCCAUUCCAGGGCAGAUAAUUUUGUACAAACAAUUUGGAUGGCUGUAUUUCUUUUUUUUUAUUAUUGUUUACAGGAAUGGUUGGAUUGAACUUUCCAUCAGUUUUAAUUAGUGUACUAUCUGAUGCAGGCAGCAUUCUGUUGCCAUAUAGAGUUGCAUGGUAUGUUGGCUCCCAAGGAGAACUAAAGCUCAAAUGCUUUCAUCCAAAGCCUGGCUCUACUUUAUAACCUGCCAGGUCUUAAAAAUGGUUCUUUUAUACAGCUAUUAAUCAAUGCAAAUUAGGAGUAGGAUUUGGACAUUAUUUUGAAAUUCCAUUAUUGUUACUAAUAGAUGAUUUUUUGCAAUUAUACAACAUGAACUGUUUCUUUUGAUUCUCUCGUAGGAAUGAGAAAGCGCUGACAAACUUUGAUAAUGCUUACUUCUAUUUGCGUGGAAACAAAUUGAUUAAUUAUCAACAACUCGGAUUGAAGGCUAAACUCUACUUAUGUGAGGUAUACUUCAUUCCACAUGCCAAUCUUGUUGAAGGAACUUGGAGCCUAAGUACUUGUGCUAUCUUUAGUUGAAGACAGUAGAUUUCAAGCUGGCAGGGCACAGUUAUUAAAAAAUAGGGUCUGAAAACAAGCAGGAAUGAUUUCUUAUUGAAAUGGAGAUAAACUUGUCAAAAUUUAAAUUUCUGUGACAGCAUGAGUACACAUUGAGUUCAUUACGUUUAUUGAUUGAUGAUAAUUCAGGUUGGUGGAUGAUGAGUAAUUAUUCUUUGAGACAGAGUUUGCAUGUUUUGCUUGUGUUGCUGUAAGGUGAUCUUGAUGAAAGGAUGCACCAUGAAAUAAAGCGGUUAACAUUAUUUUCUUUAAGGGUCUAGAAUGUGUUUGCUGAGUUUGGUAGAGUUUCUGUGUUUUAUGUGUUAGAAUGAUGUGGUGUGGUUUCUGUAUCUAGUCAUGAAGUUGUUUUCUGUAAGCCCUAUGUAUGUUUCAGGGGUGCUGUUGUCCUUAUGUGUGAUGGUGGCUUGGUAGAUUAGAGAUGAUUGGAGGCAGUUUCCAUUAAGUGGGCAUGUGUUCUUCUGUUGGCAGUUGGAAUUUUUGGUGUCUUUUGUGUUGGUGUUAUAAUCUGCAGUGUCAUUGAUGUGUUUGGAUGAAUUUAAAAUGUGUUUGUUGUGGUUGUCAAUGAUCAGUGCUUAGUGUUAAUAAUGCAGCUGUUACUGAUCUUGAUUUUACUACGAUUAGAGAUUUUUCCAAGUUUGUGAUCUUUCAGGAAGUGCUUUUCUACUAGGGAAAGGAAUCUGUGUCCAAUAUUGGUGCUGAUGUUUUUGCUGAAUGGGGGGUUGUACCAGAGUAUGUUGUUCCCAUGUCUGUUUUUUCGUUUGUUAGUUAUGGGUGGUUUGUGUCGAGUGUACUGGUAUCCACAUUUGUCUAGAGCUUUUUGGUAUGGAGGAGCAGCUUAGUUGAAGGAUGCUUUGUGGGAUGAAAGAGAUGACUGUCUUUUGUGUAUGACAGUGGGUAUGUUCUUUGUGGUGGUUGGUGGGUGGUUGAUCACCCUACAAUAGCGCAAACAAAAGAUGCAACCUCUGCCUCAAAGAAAAAUUAUUCAUCAUCCAUUGACGCAAAUUAUCAUCACUCAAUAAAUGUAAUGAACUCGUGUCCUCAUAGGGCCAUGGAAACAAAGUGCUACUGCGUAACAACUGAACUAAGCAUCAAAAUUUACUGCCACACCUAUUAUGCAAAUUUGUAAAAUAUAUAAAUGAUGGUAUGAAUAUUUAUCAACAAUAAAAUCCCCUGAUGAGUGAGUAAUCACGAAUCGGGAAAGUAUAGUCUCUAUGUUUUUUCCCCUAUCACAAUAUAUAUAUAUAUAUAUAUAUAUAUAUAUAUAUAUAUAAUUAUAUAAAUAUUAUGAGAGGAAAAAACGACGCAACUACAUUUCCCGACAAGCCUGUUUCGUGAAUCACUUCACUCUUAAAACGCUUCACUCAUUAAACCCCUGAAGAGUGAAGCGAUUCACGAAACAGGCUUGUCGGGAAAUGUAGUUGCAUCGUUUUUUCCUCUCAUAAUAUUUAUUCGGCUCUGCUUCAACGUAUUGAGCACUGUUCCACGCGAAAAUCGACUUGCAGACUUCCUAUAUAAUUAUAUAUAUAUAUAUCACUAUAUGUUAUACUGUAGCAUACAUUUUAUUUCACCCUUGUUACCUCUUUACCCAAUUUUUUUAUUCUCUUCCAAUUAAUCUUGUUCUCAUUUAUCCUCACCUUUAAUUUGUAGGUAGAACAAUCAUGAGGUAGAAUACAAAUUUGUUCUUUCCAUUUAGAUCCUAGCCAACAGGGCUAUUGCACACUCCAGGUUGGGUGAUGUUCAAGAAGCCAGAAAUGAUUUUUUGAUGGCUUUACAAUCCAAGGUGGAGCCACGACACAGUGUUAUAGAGGACCUACUUCUCAACUGGCAGGUAAUGCAUUGUGUUUUACAGUAAGUUUUAUAUAAGGUGUUAAAAGUGUUAAAACUAGGUGUAUAACUGACUGGCUGUCUAACCCUACAGACUAAAUGACUAAUUGAUUGACUGACAGACUACAUUGCAGCUUUCUGACAGAUUGAUUGAACUGACUGACCAAGUGGUUGAUGUACUGAUUGAGUCACGUAAUGACUAAAGGGGGAUAGUUUCUAAAGAAACUGUGGUGCUGUGUCCCUGGGAGAGUAUAGUUUAGGGUAAUUAAAUAUUAUCAAUGAGUUGAUUAUCUAAACUGGCCACCAUAAAGAGUUUCAAAACUAACAUUUCCAGUGUUAGCCCUCAGUCAAAGCAAAUUAGUCAUGCUGACAAAGGGCUAUCACUUGAAACAUCAGCUUUGCAACUCUUUAGGGCAGCCAAUUUAUGUUAUCAACUCUUUGAUAGUACUAAAUUUCCUUAUUAUGUAGUGACUGACUAACUGAAUUACUGACUGAUUGACUGACUGACUGACUGACUGACCAGCUCGACUGAUUUCCUUGUUUUCUGAUUGACUGGUUUACUUCCUUGCUUUCUGAUUUGCUUACUGACCCACUGCAUGGCUGGCUCGCCCACAGACUGUUUUAUUGACUGACUAACUGUUUAUCUGUCUGACUGACUAAUUAACUGACUUGCUGACUUACUGGCUAUUUGUCUGACUGACUGACUUGCAAGGUGACCCAUUGACUGAUUUACUUGUUUACAGAUUAAUUGCCUAACUGGUUUACUACAUAGCUCACUGACUGACCAACUUACCCACUGCAUUACUGGCUGGCUCUCUGACUGUCUGACUUACUGGCUGUCUGUCUGACUCACUGAUUAACUAACUGACUGCCUUGCUGACCAGUUGACUAGCUGAUCGAAUAGCCAACUGACUGGCUGGCUGUUGUACUGACUACAUGUAUUUGACUGCCAAUUUGACACGAUGUCUGUCUGUUUAGACCUUCCAUUACCUUUUCUCUCUGUGAUAAAUGUACAUUUUAGUAAGAUGCCCCCGUCUCUUAUCCUUCAGUCUGGACAAGACACAAAACCCAUGAAGAUGCCAUCAAAUGCGGUCUUUCAGCCACAGAAACGCCAUAUUGAUGCCAUCAGCGAAAAGCGUGAUUUCUUGGGGCAGUCGAAGGUAAGUAGAGAAAUAAGGUUGAGGAACGCUGUCCUCGAUGAAUAGGAAAGAUUUUCAUUGUUGUGUCAGGAGUCCAUGGGCUCCUGGUUGUGUGGAUAGUUCAAAUUACUCUUCAUUUUUCUGUAGAAAUUGAACUCAUGAUUUUCCAUACUCUUGCUAGAAUCUUGUCUGUCAUUGACUGUGGCACUAACUACUGACAAGUAGCCCGGUGUAAUUGGCACUUAAUUAUUAAAUAAUGAAGAGUGCGUCAGUUCGUGUUGAGCAUAAUUCGAUCUUCACUAUAAUAAUUGAAACUUAAUUCCAGUGUUAAACCAUGUAGCCCAGGAAAAACUCCUACUAAAAAGGGGACACAGAAUAAUUCAAAUAGAAGAACUUAGACUAAAAUAUCUACACUAAAAUAUGAACAUGAAGUAGUUGAGAGGGUGUGAAUAGAAAUUCUCACUAAGUAUAGUCGGUCUGAAAGUAACUUUACCGCUUUACUAACUUUUCCAAUGUUAGGUCGUUGCUGAAAAUGAAGUCACAAAGUUUCCCAGUACUCGCUCAAGAACCUCCACGGUAUGUUUGUACUGGUUACUGUCGUUUCACUUUCUUCGCGCGAGAUCCUGUUGUAUUUAAGAAAUUUUCUAAAGCUCAUGUUUCUACAUAUGAUUCAUUAUAUUUCAUAGAUCCAUAAAUUGUUACUUUUUAUCUACUAUAAUUAUGAUGAAAUCAUGACACUGAACAGUUUUCUAGAUUCUUUAGAGUAACCUAACCUUUUGAAAAUUGUCUUCAAACGCUCUGUAAAGCCCAGUCCGCGGAUACCGUCAUUGUACCACUUGUUUGAGCUUAUUUUUACAUCCUUUGGUGAUCUGGUACAAUUUCAUGAAAAUACAUCCUCUUGUCUUGCAACUGGUAGCUUUCUGUGAAUCAAGCAUUGCGGUUCGGUUCUGCAGGUGCGUUCAGGUAGCGGAGUUGUUUUUAAAAUGGUUGUCGAAUUUAUAGCACGUUUGAAAACAAAUUUCGAAUGGUUAGGCUGCAGAGAAAUCUUAAAACUAAGAUGGAUUGUAAAUUUGUAUUUAUGCUUUAAAUGACUGAGAUGAAAAUGAUACAUUUUUCUGAAACCUACGUCCCCUUUAACAUGCAUGGUUAAAUAUGGCUGCUUAGUUCUUAGCAGUAUUAUUGUACCUCAUACAAUGCCCUGGUUCCUCAUGCUCAUUCUUUUUUUUAGACUCAGCCUCCUUCUCCGUCUCUUCUCAAAGAUGCAGAAAAUGAACAAUCUUCUGAACAGCACCCCCCUGAAGCUGGACAGGUGGUAUGUAAGAAGAUAUUAGUAGAUUUUUUUUUUUUUUUUUUUUUUGGGGGGCUAGAAUGAAGCAGUCGUAACUGACGUCUCGAUACACAGUGUUAUCAUGCAAUCAUGUAUUAUGUCACGAACCUGCUUUAUACUGUUGAACCUCCAUUGAACAGCAGCUGCUCUGUUGGUGUCCAUUAAUAACCGACCUAAGGAGUGGAAGGUGUAGUAACGUUAGCAUUAUUUCAUUUUGAUCUUACUUGAACGUUUUGGAUCUUCCUUGGUGUUAACAACCCCUCCCCCUCCUUACUAAUGCAGGACCACACUUUCUUUGGAGACUUACCCCCUUUAUUCAGUUUGUUGUUGGUGAACAACCCCUACCAUACAUGUUGGCUUAUUCCAAGUUAGCUCUGAUCACGUUUCGCGUGUAGGAAAAUAAUGUUUUUUUGGAAUAUAAUUUUCUCUCAUGAGUCAGCACAUUUACCGCAGCUGUUGACUUUAAAAAAAAUCUUCAUUGUUAUUAGGCUUCAGGAAGACACGCAUUGUUAAACGACUUGCGGAAGAAAGAAACUCGUCGUUCACUGAAGAAAGUCUCCUCUCGGAUAGAACCACCAAGGAAGCCGCUCCCAGGCAUUCCCGACAGGCCAGAGAGUCCUCGUCGUCCCCCACCUUCUCCGCGCGCUUCCCAUACCCCGAGAUUUAUGGCUGAGUCUCGUUCCCCGCUGCCUCGCAAGAGAGUUAGUAGUCCGUUUAGGCCUGUAAUUCAAACUGAGAAUAGACGAGCUUAUUCUGCGUUUGAAAUGAAACCACCUUCCAAGCCCUUACCUCCAGCUCCAAGAUCUAAAAGCCCCCUUCCUACACGAAAAAUAUCGUUGCCAGCUCAAUUCAAUCAAGAAAGUGACGUCACAGUCAAGUUUCAGUUGGUUCUCACGCGAUCUGUUAAAGUGGGCCAAUCAGCCUCGGCCCAGGACCUUUUGAGAGCUGCGGCCAAUACUUUUCAAAUGUCCGAGGAUUCCUUUGAAUUAUGGUAAGACAAUUGAUGUUAUAGAUUUACUAUAAUUUGUAAGUUGCCGACAAAUUUUUGUAUUUUGUAUGUUAGCGUAUUUUUGUAUGUGUUCCACAUACAUAGCCUCUUGUAAAGUCCUUAAAAAUUAUUGAGGUUCAGUGACCAGAGACGAAAAUUUAGAAAAUGUUGUGGGUUGGGCGAAGAAAAUUUUAUGGAACAGAAAAUAGCGCCAAAAUAUGUUAUUUUUUGAAGAAAAAAAUCCAUGCAGUAUCCUUUCAGACUCUGUUCUGAACGAAAAAAAAUUAGUUGGGAGAAAAAAUUGAAAAAUAAUUGUAUAUCUGAAAGUCAUUAUUUCUUUCUCCUUCAAGACGAUUCUAAUAAAUAAAUCCAUUCCUCACCUAUAGUUCCCAUUUGUUUUUUACUGGUGAGUCGCUCGAUCCUAUUCCCGUGAAGUUGAAGGGUUAAGAUAUGGGACUGGUAACUGUUAGAAAAAUUGAACAGUUAUCAAAGAUUUGUAAAAUUCUAGGUUUUUGGUUAAUUUUAUUCAGGUACAUGAAGGACGACCAGCUCAGCUCUCUCCAAAAUCAGAAUGUGGAAGAAAUACUCCGGUCGUCAACAGUCCAAACGGUGUUCUGUUACGAAAACAAACCUGAGUGAUAAAGCUUUUUCAUUGUAAUUUACGUCAGCUAAUUGAUCACUCUGUCUGAUAUUAUUCAUUUUCAAAGAAUCGAGACAGUUGUUUAAGUUACUUACUACUUUCAUUAAAUUACUCAAAGGGCGAGUCACUGUAGUAUCGAUUAUUACUUACAUGCACGAGGUACACACAUUUUCUCUUUUAUGACUGGUUAAUUUGAAGUCAUGUUUUAUGCACCACACCAGACAGAAGUACGCUUUCACUUAAGGAAUCUCAUUGGCGAGAUAAGUUGUUCGAUAGCUCAUAAAGACGCUUUAAACUUUUCGGUUAUCGAGGGAGUAAACUCGAAAAGUUUGAACAUCACUCGCCACCAGCUCGUGAUUUACAAACUUUGCGCGUAUUCUCUCAAUAUCCCGUGUGAGUUAUCACGCCAGUAAACGUAUAGAAAGUGCGGUCUAUUUCUGAAAUGGACCAGUAAAAAGGUUUCAGAUAAGUGUUCUGUAGAGAACUUGACUUUCACGUAUCAGUUUCUGUGAGCUUUAAAAGAUGACUUUCACUCCGUUCAAUCCACAAACCCAGAUAAUUUAUAUUUAGAUCAGACUAGUUAGAUUUCUAACAGUUUACAAAAAGCUUGGAGUUGGUUGGGUCUAAUUGUUUUCUUUGUUCUAACUAAUUCAGGUGAAGCGGCAAUAGGUGUUUUAGUUAACUAAAUACUUCGCAGCUGUUGCUUUGGAUGCAACGCAACUCUUCCUUGAAAGAAUUCUUGAAAAUUCAUCCAGUGGAAGUAAGGUUUUUUUUAGCUUGUUUGUUUGUCUUUUGUUGUUUUUUCCUGGAAUGUAGGUAUAAUUUCUCCUGAUCACGUGAGUGCUCACCAGUAAUUUUUCGCCUUAUUUGUAGAGUUAUUUAAAAGUAUAUAAUGAGAUGUGACAAAGUGCAGUUCAUGUGAAUCGUUCGCGUUUCUCUGUGGUAACCUCUAUGUAAUGCCACUAAUAAGGGUGUAUUUUUCUUGAAAAUGAAAUCAAUCGAGAGUAAAUCAGUAGCAGUAUGAAUUUUUAAAAUCUUCUUGUACAAUAAAUAUUUUUAUAUGAUUAAAUGAUUUAAAUUCAUUUAUUACCAAGGUGUAGGAAAUAAACAAAUCUGAGACAGUGGAGGUUCUUCAUCUGUUAGUCUGAAUAUUAUAUAUUUUUAUUUUUGUUUCUUCCAAUUUGUUUCCCUUGAUGUCUCUACUUAAGAGGUACUGUCUAACCCCUGUUUGGGGUUUUAUUGAUUUCGAGGAUGUCUCAGUAUUGAGCAACAUCAUGCUCAUCUUAUUUCUUUGCUGUCUUGGCGACCUACGCGUGUUUUAUUUUGCGAGUUCGUUCUUGUAAAGAUGCUCCAAAAAAUGUUUUACGAAAUUUAAAACAAACUCCGUUAGCUGGCUUCGAGCAAAUACAUUUUCUUGCAUAGAGCGUCAGGACCAACAGAGGAUCUUAUGCCGAUAAGGUAACCUCUCUAACUCGCCAGGGAGCCAAUCAGAGCACAGGAUUGUUUGAAUGCUCUAGCAUCAAAUAGUUUCAAUUUUGGCUAUGUUAAGAGAGCUGCAUGCUGCUGCGAGAUAUAGAUCGACAGUCUCUAGGUGCUCCUCGUGUGUUUCUCGCACAAUGACUUUUUCGUUGAGUCAAGUCAAUCUUGAGAAGCGGCUGAAAUAAAAGGGGCUGGGAAGCUUUCACAGAAACUAAAUGAAAUAUAGUAAAAUCUCUGAAACUAUUUGUCAAAAGCUUAAGUCCUCUCGUGAAAAUUUGGUUUUUGAUGAGCGUGAUAAUCGAGAACAAUCGACUGACUAAAUGACCCAAAUACGCCACACUCAGAAGUGACAAAUGAUAAAGAGCAUCAUUAUAUUCAGGGGCAAUCCAAACAAACAUGGCGUGUGAGUAAAUUGAAUCUGUUAUAUUGGGCGAAUCAUUUCAUUUACUACCAAUACUCAACAUGAAAAAACUCACCACAACGUUGAAAUCUUCUUGGUAAUUUUUGUUGAUCGCAAUAGUUAAUGAAAGGGAUCGAGGCCUGUUAACUAUGCGUCCCUUUUACAAAAAUGUAAUAAACACGGUUUGUCUUGUUUAUGACACAAUUAUCUCGUCAAUGAAUUAAUAAAAGGAAAAAAACAAAUGGACCUGAUCGACCUUUAGGCCAAAAAUUAUGCUGGAGUAUUUUUUAAUACGUCAGAGCAAUUAGGACAUCACUUGUUUAUCUAACACAAAUCAUACCCUGCAGUUCCUUGAAUGCGUCAUUGUAAGCUCUUUAAUCAACGAGUACGCGGAUAGCGUGUAUAUCUUUCUUCUGUGGGCGGUUGAUGGCGUGAUGAGAGCUGGGGCGGCGUUGGAGCCAUUUGUUAGGCGUUUCCGCCUAAAGCAACCUCAAAACUGCCCACUGAGAGCAGAGGAAGUCGUAUGUAACAAUAUUUGUUCUUAAAGUUUUUAAGUGAGCCCACGUACUCCCAUGAAAACUGCUACUGCUCUUGAAGCAAUGGAAGAAAAGAUUUACAUCCAGUUAGUUGCUUUAAACCCAAAUACUUGAGUGAUGCAGUAUUUGAUGUCACCGUGAUUAAUUUAGCCUCGGGCCUUUAGGUAUUUUUAGUAUAACUACUAUACUUCAGAUGGCAAUUAAGACGAGACGUGAUUUUUCCGCAAAAAAAUUUUCCGUGUUUAUUUCGUCGAAGUUUUUAGUGAAAACAAUAAAGGGCGAAUAGCACGUGAUAAUAUGACAUUGAGUAGUUAUCAUUUUUAUUAAGGCCACAUGUUACUUUGCAUUUAAUUAGAUUUAAACAGGUUUUUUUCUUUGCAUUUGAACUGUGAGACUGUGUGGGGAACAUCUUUAUGUACUUUUUUUUUUUUUUUUUAAUGAAAUCGGAAAUUAGGGUAUCAAAGUUUUUUUUUCCUUUCCGGACUGUAAUGUUGUUUUCAUCUCGCAAACGAAUUUAAAACCGCCGUCAAGCUUAAUUAGCUUCAUUGAGUUGACCUUUCCUUCAGACAGUUUUGCUGGAUACUUAAUCACGCAAGCCACAGCCUUUCGAUCAGUAGACCUUCAGUUCAGCCCAUUGAUAUCUAUAAGGCAUUUUAUCUACUGUGCAAAAACUUCGGAAACUUGAGUAGCCAGAUUUAGGUAAGUGGUUUUUUUGUGUGGCUAAGUUACAUCUGAGACGCAUGUAAGUUACUCAAACUCCAGACAGGGUCGAUCUUUGCUGUCUGUUAAAGAUUUUUUCUUUUUAGAAUUUUAUCAGGAAAAAGAGGUUUAACAACUGAUAUUGGUGAAUCUGCGGGGAGGCUACUUGCAGUUUCACGUAGGACCUGCUUCUGAACGUCUGGGUAACGAUUUAUUAUCCACGACACUUAUUUAAGCAUUAAUGACAUGAUUAGCUUCCCUUCAUCGGUAAGUGCAAGCGGCAAGAGGUUGAUGGCAACGGUAAACAACAACAAAAAUAAAAUGUCGUUAUACUCAAUUUUCUUCUUGUCCCUAAGCUAAAACCUUGAGAGAUCUUUUAGAUAGGUUUUCACAGUCAUCAGUUACGUUUUUACUCACCUCUACCGAAAGCUGGGAGCAGCACAGGUGGCCCAAGCUCCAGCUGUGAGAUGAUCGUCUUGCGAAAUACGAGUCAUGGCGAAAUUCUAAGAGUUUGUAUGGGAAACAUGGGCUUUUCUUAUGUACGUAGUAAACCUAGAAAUAGAUAACUCGCUAAAAUGGCUUAUUUUCAACAUAGUAGGCGCUCAGCUCGCAUGCGAUGCACUGUGGACAUCAGGUGAGGUAUUUUUUUAUUGAGAAUCUGACUGUAUCUUUUAUUCCUAAGAACGGUCGUAAAUAUUCCCAUAAAAACUCCUAGAAUUUCGCAAUGACUCAAGCAAGAUGAUCAUCUCAGAGCUUGGGCCGCCUGAGGGGGCAGCAGCUAACAAGUUCAAACGUACGCGCUUCAAGCAAAUAUUCGUUUGGGCAAAGCACUUACUUGCUUAUAAAAUUAAAAGGUAGACAUGAACUGCUAUGAAAAUAAAGAAUGCAAGACUGGCAGUGAAAUUAUAUUCACAUUCAUCUAAUAAAUUGAAAAAUUCAAGUGGCAAAAUUGCAAACUUGACGUGGCCGAAAUAAUUUAGCCCAGUUAGGUUUGUGCGGUAUUGAUCUUCAUUGAUAGACCUGGCCAUGACAAAACUAAGUGAACUAAUGUUAAAACAUUGGAUCAAUUUAAUUAAGUGGCUUGGAUCUUCGCUGGAAAAUAGCAAUGAUAUUCAAACAGUUUUCAUCAAAAGUUUUUUGACAGGUAAAUUUGAGAUUUCGCGCGUAUUCAAGGACAUUUUAAACCCGUUGAUUUAAGUUGCUAAUUUUCUCUUAUGGAAACUAGAAGGGCCAGAUACCAUAAUGUCACCUCCCCCUUCCACGCUUUGCCAUAACCCAUGAUAUAAAUUCUAUCUCGUAUAGAGCGCAUUGUAACAUUCCCUCUUAGUCUACUUUUUCUCUGAUCUGAAAAAUAGUUUAGGGUUUGUUGGUGAGAGAUGGCUUAAUUUUUCUACUUGUGUGUCGAGUUCUAACACCUUUUCUCACCCCCUCAUCAAACCAAAGAACUGAAACGUUCUCUUAAAAGGAAAAACAUUUUUAACGUCCCCCGUUCCUUUGGCACCCAGCUUUGUGUCAGUAUGGGGGACAUGUCCUUGGUGAAGACUUUGCAGAUUUGGAAAGAUGGCGUGACUUUCAUGGAGAAGGGCAACUAUGAGGAGGCACUGACAAACUUUGUGGCUCUAGAAGGAAGGACUGACUCUUCUCAACAACUGAUCACUUCAGGCAGAAAUCUGUUUAACAUUGGACAGAUGUAUCGAGCUCUUGAUAGAAUGGAGAUGGCAGCAAAGGUAGAUAUUAUAUAUACCAUUUAACCCCUAGUCAUGUCUCACAGUUGCUAAUUACUUCAUUUAAGGUACAAGAAUGCAAUUAUGUCUAGAAUGACGUUACCAUUGAACAAUUUCUUCUCACCAUCAGACCUUUGAGGAGUCCAUAGGAAAAGACAAAAUGUCGGCAGUUACUCAUUUCCUGCUGGGAAACACCAACUUGGUUUUGAACAGGUAAGGAACAGUUAUCCAUGCUCUCUCUCAUUUUGGCUGUGUUAUCGAACAUGGAAGCUUAGUUUAAAGUCCAACUAACACUAGUGUAAUUCUCGCCAGACAUGAUGUUCGUUGCAGUAUCGAGGGUUUCCACAAAUACGUUAGAACGCUUCCCUACGGAUGAUUCUGCCUUUUACACUUUAUUAUCCUCUCUAUUGAGACACAUCGAUUUCUUGCCAGCCGACCUAAGGGUUCUUACGUCUUGAAAUUAACAGGGGAGCAGACAAAUUAUUAUAUUUUCAAGCAGUAUCGCAAAUAAUAGAAAACGGAUGUCUUAAAAGCACAGGUGAAUAGCAUUAUUAAAUUUUUGUUCCAUCAGAAAUGACGAGGCACUGAAGAACUUUAAUGAUGCUCAUUUAUUUCUUCGUGGAAACAAAGUGAUAAAUUAUUAUCAGUUAGGUUUAAAAGCCAAACUUUACUUGUGUGAGGUAAGCUGUUUAGACUUUCUCUUAUAUUCUUCACAACCAUACGCACCCUUCCUUGAAAAGCCUUAUUCUUUGUUUGAAGUGGUUCAUAGUCUUGUUGUUUCAUAUUCUUUUUUAUCAACAUCGUUACUGUACUUACCUUUUUUUUUUUGAUUUGUAGAUUCUAGUCAACCGGGCCAUUACUCAAUCCAGACUAGCUGAUGCUAAAGAAGCCAAAAAUGAUUUUUUAAAGGCUCUUCAAGCUAAGGUUGAACCUCGUCAUCGUGCAAUUGACGACCUCCUUGAUUCCUGGCAGGUGAGACUGUACAGCUGUGAACUGUUUCACUAGAUCCGAGGAAGAACCUUGUUGAUUUACUUAGCAAGUUAUUGAUCGACCUCAUAACGUAUUGAACAGCAGAAUGACUUGCUUAUUCAUCUCCUGAUUAUGACUGAAUUGCUGACGUACCAAUUGUCUGACUUACCGAUUGAAGACCUCAUUGAGUGACCGACUGACCGACUGCCGAACAGACCGACCAACCAACCAGACAAUUGGCUUGCGAGCAGACUGACCAAUUAAUCGGCUGGUUAACUGGCGAACAGACUGGCCAAACAACCAGCUAAUUGGCUGACGAACAGACAGACCAAAAUGACGCACAAAAUGACCAACCAACCGGCUGUUUGACUGGCGAACAGACUGACCAACCAACCGGCUGGUUAACUGGCGAACAUACUGACCAAACAACUAGCUGGUUGACUGGCUGUCGAACUGACUCACUUCUCGUCUGACUGACCAUCUGGCUCUCUUAUUAAGCCGCAGACCGACCAAUUCUCAAUAAUGAAUGCUUAGCUGACUGUUGAACCUCCAAUGAUCCUGAGUUUGAGUUUGGUUUUUGUUUCUGCAGUCUGGAAAAGAAGUGGAGCCUUUUCAGUUACCCUCUUGCGUUGUAUAUCAACCACAAAAACGUCAAAUCGAUGCUAUUAACAAGACACAAAAUUUUUUGGGCCACUCCAAGGUACUAUUUAUUUAGGGUUUGAUGCCAACAUGUAACAAUAAAUUAAUUCUCUUUUGAAGUUUUUGUUUAUUGAAUCUCUUCUCUUUUUGUUUUAUGACUCGUUUGCACAUAUUUCUUUAUUUUCUCUAUAUUUGUGUGGUUUUUAUGCAAAUUUCCUAUUUAGGUUGUUGUACAAAGUGAAAUUACCAGGUUUCCUGAUUCACGUUCAGAAUCAACAAAGGUAACUGUCCAACAGAUGAUUGUUAAUAAUAUCACUGGAAGGUCUUCAUGAAUUAUCGUGUUUAGUUUCAGCGAAAUCAUUGCUUUCAUAAGACACAAAUAUGAAGAGCUUGGUUGCCACUCUUUAGAAUGUGUAGAGACACAAGCUUACAAGCUUGCAUAAUUACACUUGCAUAAUUACAACUCAUAUGUAAUUUUUAAACUAAUCUUCGUUCACCGAAGAGUCCUUCCAAAGAUGUGAGAGAUGAACAGCAUUUGGAACAGCACCAGCCUCCAGCUGACCAGGCGGUAUGUAACAACAUGAUAGUAUAGAAAACAACCACUUUCGAAGUUAGAAACCAGCGAUGCGUUUCUAUAUCUUGACUGCUUUUAUACAUGAAAAGGUGGAACAUCGGUGAUACGUUUUUCGUUUUAGACAUCAAAAGGACAUGCUCAGCCAAACAGAAUCCAAGGAAAAGAAUCAAACAGCGUUCUGAGAGACGCUUCCAGUAAAGCAAAGGCCGAAAACAACCCUUCUCUAGGCCACCUUCAGAGCCCGGUCAGUCCAAGUCAAUCUCUAGCUUCACCUGGUAAUUUUUCUACAGGAGGCUCUAGGAUCGGAAAUCGUUCACCUUUUACCCAGAGAAAGAAAAUGGGGGGCUUUUCACCCAAGACACCACCGUGGUCUUCAACUGAAGUAGACGCGCCUCCGACAAAACCCCUCCCUCCGGCUCCUACGGCCAGAAAAACAAACAAAACACGUGACGUCACACUGAUUCUCACGCGAUCUGUUAAAGUAGACCAAUCAGCCUCGGCUCAGGACCUUUUGAGAACCGCGGCCAAUACUUUCCAAUUGUCCGAGGAUUCAUUUGCAUUGUGGUAAGACAAUUGAUGUUGUUUCCACUAUGAAUUUGAUGUUCUGUUCCUCUCAAACGCUUUGUUGUUUGAUUGGUUUCUCAAAGGAAUUAAGAUUGGUGCGUAGAGAAUUCGGAAAAAAUGACGUAAGUUGGAAUUAAGGUGACGGGAAAAGGAGAGACUAGCAGAAUAGAAUCACUGAUUCAUUCUGCAUUGUUCCUUAUCAAUAAUUUUAAACUAACACAGAUUCCGCUUUGAGGAGGCCGAGUCUGACAUUCAAUAGAAAUAGUUAAAAGAAGUGCUGAAUAGAUUAAACGCAACAAUAUUCCGUUUUCUCCAGGAGCAUGAAGAACACACAGCUCACAGUUCUACAAGAUCAGGAUCUGGAAGAAAUUCUCCACUCGCCAUCAGACAGCAGCCCAAAAGUUUACUGUUACCUAAAUAAGCCGAAGUAGAUAACAUUUGACUGCAGUUUACACUAAGUUGGCUGCUCUCUCAAGCAUCUGAUGAACAAUAUAAUAUUCUUAUAUUUGUUGAAUGAUUGGAAUUUUUUAUGAUCUAUAAAAGUAGUUGCACCGAAUGGCAGUCCACCUGGUUAAAUAAUUUUGGAAUGCUCUUGCUAUGGUUGUAAUCUUUAAAUCGAGCGAUGUAUAUAUUUUACCUUAACGAUCAAGAGAAAAGGGACCAAAUUGGUCGGCAGCGUGAGUUUUGCGCGGCUUGCAAAGCGGAAAAGAGUACUUCAAAAUCGGUAACCGAGUGUGAAAUAAGUACUUCAAACAAGGAGGCGGACGGUAGAAAUAAACAUGAAACACUUUCCCAGUAAAUCUUUUUCAUAAAUUUGGAUUUAUGGCCAUGAAGAUAGUGUUACAAAUUGACCUUUUUACUCUUAAUUUUAUCGUCGUCUUUCACGAGAUAAAAGCUACAACACUGCUCCUCAAAUGUCAUUAAAGCAAAAUGCAAAUCAUAGGUUUUCAAGCUUCACUAAGUCACUGGCUCCAAUCAACAGCCUCCUCUUGGACUUUUUGUAAUUUCAAUAUCAAGAGGUCUUUCCACGUCAAGUUGUUCUUACGACAAAGUUGCACGUACAUGUUUGCCUCGUAAGAACUUAGCUACUGCUGAGACAGCUUUUAAAAGAAAGUUAGUUUGGAACAUUCGGUAAGCAAUAAGUCUGCAUUUGUAUGAUGACACAGAACCUAACUGAAUUUCUAUUUAAGUAUCACCAUAAUGGCAUUGAUUUGCCUUUGGCCUGAUUAUGUUCCUUUAGUUCUUAAAUAUCAUGCAAUGCACUUUGUUGUUCCUUCUUCUGACUUCUUCCUUAUCUGCUAAAAAUAACGGAACAACAGAGUCGGCAGAUCUUUGACCUGAAAAUAGCUUCUGUAAGAGACAUUUUAUGUUUUCAAAUGCAAAUGCAAAGCACAGUUUUUUAAUUCCAUGGCACAAUGCGCUUGUUUAAUAACGCUUUCGAGAUAUUUUUAGGCAGAUUUAUAAAAACGUUUUUGUUAGUACCGUCGCGACAUAAAAUUGGACGCAAGUAUUAAUAGUGAUUGACUCGGGUCACUCACAGAGCUGUACUGUAUUCGAUCAAUGGCACGUAAUGACGAUCAAAAAAGGAAAUACGAAUUUCUGGCAUAUUAC